Molecule: messenger RNA, 891 nt
Organism: Tricharina praecox
Lineage: Eukaryota; Fungi; Ascomycota; Pezizomycetes; Pezizales; Pyronemataceae
Product: eukaryotic translation initiation factor 3 subunit G-domain-containing protein
Exons: 2
Coding region: 1-891 (296 amino acids)
Cellular component (GO): eukaryotic translation initiation factor 3 complex; cytoplasm
Molecular function (GO): RNA binding; translation initiation factor activity
Source: RefSeq, a predicted model, not a curated record
AUGGCUAUCGACAGCAACCCUCCCCGCGCCAACUGGGCCGAUGACGAAGAAUUCGACGAUGCCACCGCCCUCCCUCCCCAGCAGAUCGUCGCCAACCCGGACGGCACCAAGUCGGUAAUCACGUACCGUCUCAACGACGCCGGCAAGAAGAUCAAGACGACUCGCAAGAUCCGCACCACCGUCGUUAAGGAGCACGUCAACCCGCGCGUGGCCGAACGCAAGGAAUGGGCCAAGUUCGGCGACGAGAAGGGACACCCACCCGGACCGGAUCUUUCCACCACUUCGGUCGGUGAGAACAUCGUCUUCCGUCCGUCUGCCAACUGGAAGGCGAAUUCGAAGGAGGAGGACCCCUCGGAGAAUACCCUCCGCGAGCAGCUGCGCGACAAGAAGGUUGCUUGUCGUAUCUGCAAGGGUGACCAUUUCACCGCCAGGUGUCCGUUCAAGGACACUCUGCCGCCGAUGGACGACGCUGCGGCGGACACUGGAGCCGACCGUGCGGAUACCGGUGCGGACUUCGAGCAGAAGGCUGGCAGUGCCUACAUCGCGCCCCAUCUGCGUGGCAAAGGACGUGGCAGUGGAGAGUCUAUGGGUGGUCCGGGUGGAUCUGGCUUCGGUGGUGGUCGUGACCGCGACAGGGACGACGCUACCCUCCGUGUCACCAACGUCUCCGAGUUCGCCGAGGAGGACGACCUCCGCGACAUGUUCGAGCGCUUCGGAAGGGUCACCAGAGUGUUCUUGGCGAAGGACAGGGAGACGGGUCGGGCCAAGGGCUUUGCGUUCGUAUCGUAUGCCGACCGUGGGGAUGCGGAGAGGGCCUGCGCCAAGAUGGAUGGUCACGGCUACGACCAUUUGGUUCUGAGGGUAGAGUUUGCGCAGAAGCCGAAGCAGUAA